AUGUCUACCACAAACGAAAAAGUCUCUUCCGAAACCAAACCCACUCCCAUCUCCAUCCCAGACCAAAGACGCGAUUCCAAAGGCGAACACACCACGAGUCCCAUCGAGACUUGGAGGCCUUCGCCGAAUCGGACGAUGAGUUUUAAACAUGAGGAUCUGAAGAGGGAGUGCAAUGAGUGUUAUAUGCGGGAUGUGGGUGGUGGCGGUGAAGGAUUUACUGAGGUGGGGGAGAAAUGA
Molecule: messenger RNA, 237 nt
Organism: Glarea lozoyensis ATCC 20868
Lineage: Eukaryota; Fungi; Ascomycota; Leotiomycetes; Helotiales; Helotiaceae
Exons: 1
Coding region: 1-237 (78 amino acids)
Source: RefSeq, a predicted model, not a curated record